This is a messenger RNA of Scatophagus argus, 2420 nucleotides long. It is a transcript of the gene cyth4a, whose product is annotated as cytohesin 4a. Lineage: Eukaryota; Metazoa; Chordata; Actinopteri; Scatophagidae. The record is from RefSeq and is a predicted model, not a curated record. The coding region runs from base 34 to 1326 and encodes 430 amino acids. Gene Ontology annotation, biological process: regulation of ARF protein signal transduction. Gene Ontology annotation, molecular function: guanyl-nucleotide exchange factor activity. The transcript is spliced from 13 exons.
UGGGUGAACUCGGAGUCUCUUCGGUGUCUCAGCAUGGCAGCGCCGGCCCAUUUUUCACUCAGUCGACUCUCAGUCGUGUGUUUCCUGCACAGCCGUCAAACGCUCUGCACCGUCAACAACAUGUCCAUACGCAGAAAAGACAGCUUCCUCUGGGGCAAAGCUCCGGCGAGACUCCCCCCAGGAGUGAGCAGGCAGGGCGAAGCCAUGAGGACUCACAGGUUUGAGCCGCUGGAUGACACUCAGAGGCCGAGAUUGGAGAUCAGUGACGUCAGAGCAGAAAUCCACAGCGCUGAAAAGAAGGAGCAGAAUAAAAAUGUUGCGAGGAACAGGAGAUUCUUACGUGGGAAAAAGAAAUUCAACAUGGACCCCAAAAAGGGUGUCCAUUACCUGGUUGAAAACAACCUGCUGGAAUGGCGAGCAGACACAGUGGCGGAGUUUCUCUACAAAGAGGAGGGACUGAACAAAACUGCCAUCGGCAACUUCCUGGGAGAAAGAGAGCAGAUGCACCUGGAGAUACUGAAAGCCUUUGUGGGCCUGCAUGAAUUCUCAGACCUGAAUCUGGUGCAGGCACUGAGGCAGUUUCUGUGGAGCUUUCGUCUCCCGGGAGAAGCUCAGAAGAUCGACAGGAUGAUGGAGGCGUUCGCAGCUCGCUACUGUGACUGUAACCCAGGGGUCUUCCAGUCCACAGACACAUGCUACAUCCUGUCUUUUGCCAUCAUCAUGCUCAACACGAGCCUCCACAACCCCAACGUGAAAGACAAACCCAGUCUGCAGCGAUUCGUGUCCAUGAACCGAGGGAUCAACAACGGAGACGACCUGCCCGACGAGCUGCUCACGAAACUGUAUGCGAGCAUCCGCAGCGAGCCCUUCAAAAUCCCAGAGGAUGAUGGGAACGACCUCACGCUGACGUUUUUCAACCCUGACAGAGAAGGCUGGCUCCUUAAAAUGGGUGGGCGAGUCAAAACCUGGAAGAGACGCUGGUUCAUUCUGACAGACAGCUGCCUGUACUACUUCGAAUACACCACAGAUAAAGACCCAAUCGGGAUUAUUCCUCUGGAGAAUGUGUGUGUCAGGAGUCUACAGGACACAGCCAAGCCGUACUGUCUGGAGUUAUAUAACCCCAAGGGACAAAAGAUCAAGGCCUGCAAGACGGAGAACAAAGGCAGAGUGGUGCAGGGCAAACACCAGUCCUACAGGCUCAGUGCAGCCAGCGCAGAAGAACGGGACAGCUGGAUCGACGCCAUCAGGGCGAGUGUCACCAAGAACCCUUUUUGUGAUCUGGUGUCUCAACGAAAGAGGAAGGUCAUCAGCAACACGAUGUCGUAGGAGAGAAACACGAGACGUCAGUGGGAACAACAUCGAAAUGAGUUUGGAUCCUGCACGUGUUUUUAUAUACGAGCCAUCCUGUGACUUUGUGUCAGAAACUGUUUGGGAAAACGGACUGAAGUUCACAGAAAUGUACAAACGGAGAAGUAACGGGUGAGAAAAGUGAGCUAUUUUUGGCUUGCAGUCUGAACUCUCGCAUUACUUCUGCAAACUGCAUGCACUACUGCACUGACUUCAGGGGCUGACAAACAUCUGCUGCAGGGGCGGGUCCAGAGGGGGAGCCCCCCCCCCCCCCCCCACCCCCCCACACACACACACCAGAGUCAGGAACUGAUAUGGAAGUUGAUUUGUCAGUACAGUAUAGUAUAGUAUAGUAAUACUGAUACGGGCAGACUCUGGCCAGAAAACUCAAAAGAGAUGCAAAGUGACCACAGGGAGGUGCAAAACAAGGUCAGAGAAACUCAAAACUAUUAGAGACGAUAAACCACUACAAAAAGACCCAAAAGGAAAAAAUGACAACAGACACACACAAAAUAUAUUUAAAGAGACCUCAAACCGAUGCGUUCAGGUUUGUGUCUCGCUCCCAUGUAGGAGGACUGAGGGACAUUUUGGACGUCUCUGUCCAGGGGCCAUUUGUCUCAUAAUCUGUUCAUAGCUGUGAGCUGCUUUUAUUUUUCAUAUUUGAAUUAGUUAUUCACUUAAUAGGACUGAAUAAUCAAGAUAAAUAUUAAUAACGCAUGGUAUUGUUUCCAAGAAUCAAGAGCCUGCAGAGUUCAAGUGUUAAACUCUUGAGAAGAGUCUGUAAGCACUUUGUUAACCCCCAUCUGAGUGGUUUUACUGGUGACUCUUUGGAGAUAAUAUGGUUAAUAUAAAUACAUAUGUGUACAUAUAAAUGAGUUCCACAGGGGAUUAGUGGUGUGCUAACCGGGAGUUUUCCUCUUUUUCAAAUAAAGUGAAAAAAAGCUUUAAAAUUAACUUAUGAAUACUUAGAAAUUGUACAGUAUAUUUUAUUUAGCUCAAAAUGUUUUUAAACUACUGUAUAAUUUUAAUGACUUUAUAUGACAAACUACUUGUAAAAUAAAUUUCUGACCGUG